CUGACAGUUAAUAAACCCAAAAGUUUCCUAACAAUAAUAUGAUUCGUUUUUAAUGAAAAUGGUUUGAAAACCGGUACUCUUUAAUACAGUUUAAUCAAGGAUCUUUAAAAUGAGUGAAAAUUUGGAGCUGCAGCAGUUGGUCGAUGAAGAGCUGGAAGAGGAGGUUAGAUUAGCACAACCAAAGAAAUGCCGAUGUCCAUACCUGGGAUUGAUACUUGCCACCCUGAGUUCCCUGUUCUUCUCCCUAUGCUCAGUGAUCGUCAAAUGGAUGACUGAUGUGGAUCCGAUGGCCUUGGCAGCUUACAGAUAUCUGGGAGUAUUGCUACCAGCAAUACCCAUAGUCAUAUACAAAGGGGAACCACUGUUCCCCAAAGGCAAGAGAAUAAUGUUGCUGUUGAGGUCCUUCACGGGAACUGCAGCGUUAAUGUUAAGUUUCUAUGCAUUCCGGCACAUGCCUUUAGCAGAUGCCAGUGUUAUUGUGUUUUCAGUUCCAGUCUUCACAGCGAUAUUCGCCAGGAUGUUCUUGAAGGAGCCGUGCGGUUUAUUCAAUGCUUUCUCAGUUGUCGUCACUUUAAUUGGAGUCAUACUGAUAACUCGGCCGCCGAUAUUAUUCAGUGAGACUGUUGAAUCGUUUGGGGAUUCCAAUCAGAAGACCGGAGUCUGGAGCGCCGUUGCUGCAUUCUCGGCUACUUUAUUUGGAGCUAACGCUUACGUCCUGCUGAGAGCGCUCAAAGGAAUCCAUUUCUCAGUGAUCAUGACUAAUUUUGGAUCGUUUGCUUUAGUGCAAUGCUUAAUAGUCACUUGGGCUAUUGGGGCUCUGUGCAUGCCCAGAUGUGGUACAGACAGGCUUCUUAUAGUAGCCUUAGCGUUUUUCAGUUUCCUGGGACAAAUCCUGCUGACUUUGGCUCUGCAAUUGGAGCAGGCUGGACCCGUAGCAAUAGCGCGAAGUUCUGAUAUCGUUUUCGCAUUCAUCUGGCAAGUGCUCUUCUUCAAAGAAGUCCCCAACUCUUACUCAAUCAUUGGAGCCAUUCUAGUCAUGAGUUCGGUACUACUUAUAGGCUUACGCAAAUGGAUUAUGACUCUACCAGAGAAUUCUAGUCUUAGAUAUAAGUUUGGUAUAUUAGCUAAGUAAUUUUGUUUUAGUUCUAAUUAUUUGUUAAUUGUUGUCCAACGAUUUUAUUUUUUGUUUUAUUUAUUUUUCUAUAAACCG
Nicrophorus vespilloides is the source of this 1210-nucleotide messenger RNA. RefSeq names its product solute carrier family 35 member G1. The transcript has a single exon. Lineage: Eukaryota; Metazoa; Arthropoda; Insecta; Coleoptera; Silphidae. Gene Ontology annotation, cellular component: membrane. The record is from RefSeq and is a predicted model, not a curated record. The coding region runs from base 110 to 1132 and encodes 340 amino acids.